UGCAGCUAAUGCUUAGGAGCACACAUCCUUCCAUCGAGCUUCGGUGUUGCCCUAUCGUUUUUCUCUUUAUUUUUGUUCGAUUUAUUUGCAAUCAACCUUUCACCUACGAGAAAUACUUACUUUAACCCGUACGAGAUUUCAAAACGACUUCAUUCCUUUCUAACUUUAACAGUCGGCCUUCUCCUAAGACGUCUGCCCGUAUGCAACGGUUCGAAGUCUAUAUCAUUUACCUCUUCGUGUCUUCUUAUCUCUGGGAUCGAAAUCAUUUCAGUCGUAUCUUCCGACUGCCAAGAGGAUUCUGGUGGCGCGUACAAUAGAUGAUUGCCCCUAGAACUUCUACAAGUGAAUUUCGUUGUUCUUCUUAACAGGCGCCGCCAAGCAUACUCGGGUUCGAUGUACUAGGGAGGGCUGUCCCCGAGGACACGGAGAACACGUUGGGAUUGCUGUCAGGGAAGUUGGCGAGGACGUGUUAGUCUUCCCCCAUCUAUGCUAUCGUGAUGAAGUCUGAAGUGUUAGUGGUCUACGCAGCCUUUCUCGUGACAUCCAUCACUCUAGCCGCAGCAAGACAGCCACUUCAGCCCUGGCAACGACCCGGCUGCCAUCUUGUUGGUUUCACACAGAAGGUGGAGAUACCCGGCUGCUACGUAGAGAUGGUGGCUAUGAAUGCAUGCAGAGGAUUCUGUAACUCUUACUCCUACACCAGCGAAUGGACCACAUUGGUAGCCAGUCAGGGCAGGCAAAAAUUUACCACUUACGGCCGGUGUUGUGCUAUCAAAGAUACACACGAAGUACACGUACUUUUAGAAUGUGAAAACAACAUCAGAAAACGAGUCACGUUUCGUUCGGCGGCUAGUUGCGAAUGCAGUUUAUGUAACAUCGAGAACGAUUGAUGACUAUAAAUAUAGAACAUGCCAUUACAUUUUCCUUUCUUCUAUUUUGCUUUGAUUCAGUAAUUGUCAAAAUUAGAUCCCGUGUUCAAUCAGCCUAUCACUCUAAUUAGUUGUAAAGGUGUAUAAUAAUUAUUUGGAUGCCAGUUUCUCUAUGGCGGAAAUUAGAACAAGCCAUUAUGAGAGAUUUUCUUAGUUUCAUUUUGUAUCGCUAUUGUCAAAGUUUAGUGCUAUCUUUUGAUCAAUCUAUCAAUGUUGAUUAAUCGUUAUGUUGAAUACUUAGAGCAGCACAAUAGGAGUCUCAAAGCAGUCAUUCCUUUAUGUACAGUUUUCAUUAUAUAUUUUUUUCAUUUUCCUGAGACAUAUACAUAUGUGUACAGUUAACAACUAAAUUAUUCAUACCCCUUGUAAAUUUGUUGUUUUGGGGGUAUGUUUCGUAACUCACGAAUGGAAGGUGAACUGGUUGAAUUAGGGCCUUUGUUCAAUACUUUUAGAUGUUUUUAGCUCUUAUGUGUCACAUUUUCAAGAAACAUAAAUUGGGACAAAUCAAUUUUUCACAUACUCAAAAAAUUUACAAAACUUGUUAAGGGUAUGACUAAUUUAAUUGUUAGCUGUAUGUGUAUUGUCGUUUGUUGAGGACAGUGUUUAGUGCCCU
Molecule: messenger RNA, 1542 nt
Organism: Strongylocentrotus purpuratus (purple sea urchin)
Lineage: Eukaryota; Metazoa; Echinodermata; Echinoidea; Camarodonta; Strongylocentrotidae
Gene: gpa2
Product: glycoprotein hormone alpha-2
Exons: 4
Coding region: 498-890 (130 amino acids)
Biological process (GO): cell surface receptor signaling pathway
Molecular function (GO): hormone receptor binding
Source: RefSeq, a predicted model, not a curated record